GUUUACCACUUAACAUAUAACCCACUCAUCCGGAAUAGUGACGGAAUUAACUUAAUCGUCAUAUUGUAAAUAUUUCCUAUUUGUCGAACCAAUCCGCAUAAUGUAAGUAGCCACGGUUAUUGUAAUUUCAUUCCAAUCGGGAUUAGUAGCUUAGAUAGUAGCUUAGAUUCCUAUCAGAAACCGGAAACCAAAAUCGUAAACUUUUGUCAAACAAUAUCACGACUUACUCCUUCCCUCUCUCCGAGGGGAUUCCCCUUCAGUAUUUUUGCAAAGCUGAUAAAAAACACGUAACGCUCGAAUCGAUCCCCGAGGGCCAAUAUCUGUCAUUGUUAUCUCGUCCGAGCAGCUUUUCAAAAAGACGCAAUUGUAGCAAACUUCUCUACUCCUCUUCCAAGGUUGAUUCCUUUUUGGUUUGAUUUUUUCUCAACUAGUUAUCCUUGGCAAAUUGAAGACAACAGAAGGUUCGGAAAUUCAAAUGAUCCGUCGUCCAACGCUUCCAAAUUUUCAAUUAGGGUUGACAUUGUUCUAAAUUUUGUAGAAAACUCAGACGAUAAAGAUUUGGUUAUUUCCUAAAUAGAUGUUUUAAUAUUUUGCAUUGCGCGGAAGGACUUUGCAUAUUAUGUCAGUGCACAUUCAGUAAACAACUCUCCCUUUGUAUCGUCAAGUGCCCGAAUAGGAAGUCAAGGUUGCUCCGGCUAAAUCACUGUUUAAAGUAUACAACACAAUCGCCGUGAUUCCAGUUUCUUUCACGCUGUUUCGUGAGCUAGUCGGAGUGAUAGGUGACUGCAGGUCUCAUAGGUUAUAUGCACUUUCUCGUGUAUAAAACCAGCGCAUGUUUGAUAUUUGGUUUCCUUGUUAUAACGUGAGAUUGUAGUCGGUGCGGUCACGUAAAUUUGCGUAACGUUUUAACUUGUCGGUUUGCAAAUUCACAAUGGCGUUAACCGCGAGAACUUUUUUCGUCCUCGUUUCAAUUGUGUUGCAUGAGUUUUUCAUCACAGCGACGUUCCAGUUGCAAUCUACUUCGCCAAAUUCGUCGAGCCUGCCAUUACCAGUGCCACUUCCGGCCCCGUCUGUCGUUGGGUCGAAAAACCAGUUCGUGAUACGAAAAUGUUGUGGCCCAGGACAAUUAUACAAUUAUAAUGCGGCGGAAGAUAUACCAGAUGCCGAUCGUUGCGUCAAGUUUUCGGUCAGCAGCAGCCAUCGGCAAUCACCAGCGGUUAAAAAAUCACGCGAAAUUUUCUUGGGAUCCAAACAAAGUUUUCCACCAGGAUACGGCGUUGAAGAUGUCCAAGUCAAUCCAGGAUUUCCGCGCAGUUGCACGCCGGAUGCUUGGGAUUUUUUAGAACCUGAGCUCAGAAUGGGCGAUCUCUUCUACGCCCUUUCUUCCGGACAGUUGUUAGUUCCUCAUCAGUUUUACUUCUUGGAAUUCGACAGCUAUUGCAUCGAAGACUAUGCGGACGAAAGAAACGUCACCAAGGCGAGAAGAAUGGCCUUCAUGUGUUUUAUGGAAACCCAAAAAUUCCCCUCAACUGCUAUCGACAGCUCUGGAAAAUUGAGACUGGAUUUCGUCAAAUCUGAAGAAUAUGCGGAACUGUUUGCAUCAAAAUUCAAUGGAAGGAGAGUGAUCCGGAAAUGCUGCCGUCAAAAUUCAACUUUAGACAGUACUUCUGAAUUUAAUGGCAGGCCCAGAUGCAGGGAAAAUCAAGGACUUGUGACGCCCUUCUUUGAAAAUCUCCAAUUGAAAGACAACUCGACCAAUUUAUUCUUCCGCUUUGGCUAUGCCAAUUGCUCCUACCCAACUCGUACCAAGCAAUUCCAAUUGAACUCGAACGGUAGUUUGGAAAUCAUGGUGGAUAACACAAUCGCCAACUCAAGCAAUCUACUAGUCUCUAUAGAAGAUUACUGUGUGGACGACAUGGUAGAGUUUAGUUAUGUCACCGGUUUACCUUUUACUUCAGCCUACGCCUUGUACUGCCCCGGUGAAGAACCAACUUUAAUCGAAUCAGAAUUCACUGAUGAAUUGACUGAAUUGCCAUCUACCGAUGCGCCAUUCACUGAUCCGCCAUUCACUGAACCAACAUUUACCGAUACAACUAUUAGUGAACCCGAGUCUAAUUACUCAAACAACGAAGAUCAAUCGGAUAAUUCGACUUCAAUCACCAUACCCAAAUGUUGUCCACCUGGGCACGUAAUGAGUGAAGAAUAUACCUGUCAGCCUCUAUGGUGGUGGCCCAGCGAACAAUAUGGAGACGAAUUUACUGAACCAGCUGUAAUUGUAUCAGGAUCCAUUAACUCUGAUUUUACGGCCUAUCACAGCAAUUGGAGCGUCAUCUUCGUUCCCGACCCAACGUUCAAUGGUUCUUGCAAACCCAACCAACUUCAACAACCGAUUCCCUUGUUUGCCGAAAAUUCUCAAAUUACUCCAAUAUUUCUAAAUGAUUCAAAAGGUGGAGUUUCCCUUUCACUCCACACGUUCAUUGAAAAUUACUGGGACGUCAAGUCGCAAGUUCAUUCGUUUUGUGUGGACCAAUUACUUUUCAAACAAGAGCGGGAAGUUUAUUAUAACCCCCAAGUUUUCCAUUGCCUUACCAUUGAGUCUUUUAAGAGUCAUCGUCCAGUAAUUCUGCUGAUUUCUACUGUGGGUUUAUUGGCGACAUUUAUUAUUUAUUUACUCGUUCCAGCUUCAGGUUCUGCCAAAAUGGUUAUAACUGCUUUUAAAGGAAAGAAAAGUGGUGGAAGAAGUAGAAAAACUACAAUGGCCAUGAUGUUAACCGGGCGUAUUUUACUUUGUCACGUCAUAUCAUUGGCAUUGGCAUUUAUUUGCUUGGCGAUUGGCCAACUAAAGCUGGUCGAAUCAGGUGAAAGCUCCUGUGUCGCCCUCGGCUACAUUACUUACUGGGCGUUUAUAGCCUCUUUCUCCUGGCUGACAGUGUACUGUUUUGAUUACUACCACAUCUUUAACGGAUCCUUUAAGGUCACCAACGAUGGGUUAUUCAUCCCGUAUUCAGCAUUUGGAUGGGGUGUUCCUUUCUUGGCAAUGAUCAUCACAAUCAUCGCACAAUUUCAAUCUACGUCGAUGGGUAUCUCUGGCGCUUUCAAUCCCAACUUUGGUUACGACCGCUGUUGGUUUCCUGACGAAAGCUCGUCAGCGCUAAUACUCUUCUUUUACGUUCCUGUUGGCGUUCUCCUAUUGCUUGACAUCUUUUUCUUCCUGAGUCUGAUGUUCAAUGCCAACCUGAUGCAUUGUUGGCAAAGACAACAAGACGUGGCUAUCCGUUCUAAUCGAAAGAGUUCUUCAGAUUCAAAAGAGCAGGAAGAUUUGAAAAUGGCGGUCAAACUAUUUUUCAUCACCGGAAUUCCUUGGAUCUUCGAAUUGAUUGGAUAUCUGGCAGUAAGAUUGGACGGCUUAAACUUGAGUCGGUAUUAUUUCUUUGAGUUCUGCGUCAUUAUCAACACCUCGCGCGGAGUCUUCAUUUUCGUGAAUUUUAUUCUUUUGAAUCGAGACGUUCGAAAUUUCUUGUGGUCCCGCGUCAAAAUCAUUUCCAAACGAGAAACGCUUGGCGGCGUCAAUGUGACUCGUGACACGCAUACCGACAAUGAUCUUUCCACGUCCAAUGCAACCACACAGAUAUCGUCCGUCCCUUGUUCCCAAACAAUUUCCAGCGUCGAAAAUGCACAAUGUGACGAGCAUAGCUUUUUAUAACCUUAAAAACGGUACCUUGAGUGUCAUUUGUACGAUAUCUCGCCAACCAUUACCUGUCAAAAACCUCCGUCUAGUUUCUUUUGGGGAUUUUGUCCAUUUGGUGUAGGGUCCACCAAAUCUAACCGCUGCUUAAAACAUUCAGUCGUUGUAAAAAUUUUGAGUAUUUUCAUGCAGGACGUUUCUCGUAUCGGCAUUUUCUAAAAGUCUGAAUUAUAGAUCUUUCCGAUCAAUAUAUGUAUCGUUUUCUAAGA
Messenger RNA from Daphnia pulicaria, 3954 nucleotides. RefSeq lists its product as uncharacterized. The record is from RefSeq and is a predicted model, not a curated record. The transcript is spliced from 9 exons. Gene Ontology annotation, biological process: G protein-coupled receptor signaling pathway; cell surface receptor signaling pathway. Gene Ontology annotation, molecular function: G protein-coupled receptor activity. NCBI's taxonomy places the organism in Eukaryota, Metazoa, Arthropoda, Branchiopoda, Diplostraca, Daphniidae. Bases 932 to 3703 code for a protein of 923 amino acids. Gene Ontology annotation, cellular component: membrane.